Molecule: messenger RNA, 1741 nt
Organism: Misgurnus anguillicaudatus (oriental weatherfish)
Lineage: Eukaryota; Metazoa; Chordata; Actinopteri; Cypriniformes; Cobitidae
Product: olfactory receptor 1E16-like
Biological process (GO): detection of chemical stimulus involved in sensory perception of smell; G protein-coupled receptor signaling pathway
Cellular component (GO): membrane
Molecular function (GO): odorant binding; olfactory receptor activity
Source: RefSeq, a predicted model, not a curated record
UAAAUGUGUCUGUUACUUGGAAGUGGUUAUAUUGACAGGAGGCCGCCUUAGAAAAGUUAAAGUAAAAAAACAUGUGUUUUCUCAUUUUCUUUGGACUUGGUUAACAUUGGUAAUAGCAUUCUUUAUAAUGUAAGAAUAUUAUAAUAUAAGAAAUACAGAACAAUUCUUUAAAAAUGAGUAAUUCUGACAUAUUUUGUUAUUGGUUCAUUAUAGUCUUGUUUUAGUCUAUAUAGUCUAUAGUCUAAUUUGUUUGCACACUUAUAUGUUCAUGAGUGAAAAUAACAUGUUUAAUUAAUCUAAUUCUAAAAACAAAUCUUUAUUACAGGUGACACAAAAACCGCAAAGCAGGUAUAAUGUCGUCUGUGCUGUCAGAAUCUUCUGUUAAUUCAACCUUUGUUCGUCCUUCGACGUUUUUCAUUAAUGGCUUUUCUAAUAUCCCACAUGGAAAGUACUAUUAUGCGUUUUUGUCUUUGGUUUAUGCUGUGACUGUUUUUGGGAAUUCUUUUAUCAUGUGUAUCAUCUGUUUAGCUCGCAGACUUCACACAGCCAAAUAUAUUGCUGUCUUUCACUUGGCUUUUUCUGAUCUGUGUGGAAGCUCAGCUUUGAUUCCAAAGCUCAUAGAUAUGUUUUUGUUUGAUUAUCAAUACAUUUCAUAUGAAGCCUGCUUGGCAAAUAUGUUUUUUGUAUUUCAUUUUAUGAACCUGCAGUCUUUAACGCUACUUGUCUUGGCUUUUGACAGACUAAUUGCUAUUUGUUUACCUCUAAAGUACCAUUCCAUCAUAACUAAACGAGCCAUGUGUCUGAUCAUAGCAGUUAUGUGGAUUUUUUCUGUGACUCUUUUUGCUAUAGUCGUAGGUUUGCUCACUAGACUUUCAUUUUGUGGAUCCACUGUGGUCAAUAGUUAUUUCUGUGAUCACGGCCCUAUUUUUAGACUAGCUUGUAAUGAUAAUUCCUUAAAUCAAAUUAUGGCAAAUAUUGGCUUUGGUCUAUUGUUGUGCCUGCCACUGAUAUUUAUAAUCAUCUCAUAUGUUUGCAUCGCUGUGGCUUUGCCUAAGGUCACUCAUGGUGGUGACCGGACCAAAGCCAUGAAAACCUGCACUUCCCAUCUCAUGCUGGUGGCAAUUUUUUAUCUCCCUAGUGUAAGUAUCAAUAUUUUAGCUAUAACAACAUCUCUAAAUACAAAUACCCGGAUAAUUAACAAUUCCCUUUCACAGACAAUGCCACCGAUGUUAAAUCCCAUCAUAUACACUCUAAAGACAGACGAGGUCAUGCAAUCCAUAAAAUAUCUGUACAAACGAAACAAAGUGAAAGUUACAAUGGAACGAAAUAUUAAACACACUUGGAGAAAUUAAAAAAUUGUGAAUACAUUUUUUAUUUCAAGCCUUUUUAUCAGUAUGUAAGAAAUUAUAUUUGAUCUUUUACAUUGUCAGAUUUGUAUUAUGACACUCUGUCCUUGAAUGUUGAUAAAAAAUAUUAAUAUAUGAAUAUAUAAUGUAUUAAUAAAAAUGACUGUUAGCAUUCAACAAAUGUUCAACAUUAACACAGUUGGCUUACUUUCUGUAUACUGUACUGUAUGUAAUAUACCAUUUAUCAAACUAUAAGAAUCAAAAACCCCUACUGUAUUUGGACUGCAACCUUAUGGUUUACUUUGUUCAAUAAUAUAAAUAAUUUUUUUCUUUAAUUUUGAUGAUUAUAACUGACAACUAAGGAAAAUCCCAAAUUAAGUAUUUCAGAAAUUAGA